AUGCAAUCCCACUAACCCCAGGACUACCUUCAGCUGUGAACUACCUAUAUCCUUUGCUCAAAUAAAAUCCGCAUUUUUUUUUGGUUUUCUCUUUUGCUCUCUAUAUGUGAAGACAUCCGCCCCCGCCCAAUAUUACCGAUGUGAUAUUUUACUCCGUAUGCUCCGUACCUGAGCAGCCAUGCAUCAUAUGCGAUUGCGACAUCAGCGCUAGCGUCCAAUUGUCACGGGGUUAUAUGAACGUCUAACCACGCCGCGAUUCUUCAAGAUACAUACAAAGCACUGUACCGCGAGUCUCUUUUCUAUAAUUUGUUAAGAAAAGAAGGUUACAUGCUGGAUAUCAUAAAUAAGGUUUAAAACUACGACAAGUCGAUUGUCAAAAGUCUAUAGCUCGCCCCCCGAAGGUUUCAUGUUCGGUAUCAUAGACAAGGUUACGACAAGUCGAUUGUUAAAGCAGAUAGCUGGUCAAAAUGAGUAACACAUUCUCGUCGGUCCCGACCAUUGACUUUUCUCGGCUUCAAAACCGAGAAACGAGAGAUGAAGCGCUCUCGCAGCUCAGAGAAGCGAUUUUUGUGGUGGGGUUCAUGUACCUGACGAAUACGGGAUUGGAGGAUCUGAUCAAAAAAGCACAUGCCAGAUUGCCUGAAUUAUUCGAGGCACCAGAAAAUGUCAAAGAAGCAUGCAAUAUGAUUAACUCACCAGCCUUUCUGGGCUAUACGCGCCUCGGAGCAGAAACGACGGCGUCAAAAACAGACUUCAGAGAACAAUUCGAUUUUGCCACGCCUGGGAUGAAGCAAUGGACGGAGCAGGAUCCGAUUUGGGACAGACUGGAGGGAAACAACCAGUAUCCCGAUAUUCCUGGCGUGCAAGACUUGGUAGAAGAGUACAUGAGCAGCGUGUCGAGACUAGCGGAAACGUUCAUACGAUAUGUUGCUGAAAGUCUAGGCCUGGCGCCUACGACGUUUGACGAGUUUGCUGGUAGGAUGGACCGGCUAAAGUUUGUUAAAUAUCCGCCGUCUCCGCCAAAUUCGCAAGGUGUUGGUCCUCAUAAAGACUCUUCGGGCUUUUUCACUUUUUUGUCUCAAGACAACAUUGGAGGCUUGCAGGUCCUCAAUAAUGCCGGUCAAUGGAUUGAUGUACCCCCGGUUGAAGGCAGCCUUGUCGUAAAUAUCCAGCAAGGAUUUGAAGCUCUAACAGGCGGUGUCUGUGCAGCAACGACGCAUCGAGUUAUUGCCCCGGUUGCACAAACAAGAUAUAGCAUUCCCUAUUUCCGCGGUAUCAGGAAGGAUCUUACGUUGAACCAGCUCAAGCAUUCGGCGGCACAUAUCACGAGUCGCAUCCCCACGAUUGAUCACCGCGCAAAGCAGGCAGUCGAUGUGCCUAGUGAAUUUCUUUCUCCUCUUUAUUCUUGUUUUGGCGAGGCGCAUUUGAGAAAUCGUAUCAUGAGUCAUCCAGAUGUGGGGCAGAAGUGGUACCCAGAAUUAUAUGCAAGGUUUUUGAAGCAAAAGAUUGAACAGGGGGCGUAAUUUACUUCUCUCAAUCUUUGGGUACGCAGGGUCGGAGGGGGUUCUAGAUGGGGGGCAAGUCUAGAAACUCUACCCGUUGCGGCUGCAGAGUCAAUGUAAAAAGAAUAUCAAUUGAAUGAAUUAAACUCCAAUCGCCGCAAUGGAUUUGACCUGAUACUUUUCAACUUUUUCUGGUCAGGUGGGAAAUUUGUGGAUGGGCAUAUAUGACUGACUAUAAAGAGCAGUGAGUCAGGCGUGCGUGG
This is a messenger RNA of Xylona heveae TC161, 1765 nucleotides long. RefSeq names its product Clavaminate synthase-like protein. The record is from RefSeq and is a predicted model, not a curated record. NCBI's taxonomy places the organism in Eukaryota, Fungi, Ascomycota, Xylonomycetes, Xylonales, Xylonaceae. The transcript is spliced from 6 exons. Gene Ontology annotation, molecular function: dioxygenase activity. The coding region runs from base 468 to 1523 and encodes 351 amino acids.